AAUAGUCGGCAGCAGUGCAUUAAUUUCACAAUCAGUUGAUAAUUUCCUAUUUCUGGCUAGAAACUUUAUACAUUUCAGUCAAGUCUCGAAUCAGUUGGUAAGUGUAAUGUAACACACGUUUUCUAUGAAACCCUUUUUUGAGGUUUUGUCGAAUUGUUAGACCCCAAGACUUUGAUCGAAACCAAAAUGUCGCGUGAUGGCGGUGCAAGAGGAAGACGCUAUAGAGGAGGUGAUAGAGCUACCGGUGGCAGGAGAGAAAAGUCUGAUGUCUUCUUGUCCAAGGGUUUGUCUAGAAUAUUAAGACACAAGGCCUUGGAAAUGGGGUUCAGGGUGCAGCCAGGUGGCUUUAUCUACAUUGAUGAGAUCCUGCAGAAGUCUUGGCUAUCCAAGGAUGGAUACACCAUUGAAGAUGUUCAGCGGGUUGUGGAGGUUAAUGAUAAACAACGCUUCAUGAUGCAGGAGAAUAAAGACACAGGCAGAUUAGUAAUACGAGCCAACCAGGGGCACUCUUUCCAGGUUCCUGAUCUUGAUUUGACACCCAUCACAGAUCCAUCCCUUUUUCCUGAGGUAAUCCACGGAACAUACUCUAAAUGUUGGAAUCUGAUAAAAUCACAGGGCCUAAAGCGAAUGAACAGAACUCACAUUCAUUUUGCCCCAGGUGAGCCGGGUGAGGACGGAGUCAUCAGUGGGAUGAGACAAAAUUGUCAAAUCAUUAUAUUCCUUGACAUACAGAAAGCAAUCUCAGAUGGUAUACCAUUCAGUUUGUCUGCCAACAACGUCAUACUUAGCCCGGGAGAAGGAGACAUGGGGUGCAUACCACCGAAGUAUUUCAGUAAAGUCAUUCAGAAGAAACCGCACAGACAUGCGCUUGAAUUUGAUAAAGGAGAGUGAUAGGAGGCCAACUACAGACUGUGCCAAACUACGUCAGAUAUUCAUUGCUGCCAUUUUGUUAGCCCUCAUUGAGCUGUGAUUGACUUAGGAGCUCUUUAACUGCUAAAUGUCCUGGUUUGUCUAAAUCGAGAACAAAAGUUGGGAUACAAUAUAUUUGUAUUGAGACUAUUUUUUUAUUGUAUAACAAUGAAUAAAUGAAUGAAUGCAAGAUUAUCUGGUUG
This is a messenger RNA of Lineus longissimus, 1112 nucleotides long. RefSeq names its product tRNA 2'-phosphotransferase 1-like. Lineage: Eukaryota; Metazoa; Nemertea; Pilidiophora; Heteronemertea; Lineidae. Gene Ontology annotation, molecular function: tRNA 2'-phosphotransferase activity. Gene Ontology annotation, biological process: tRNA splicing, via endonucleolytic cleavage and ligation. The coding region runs from base 187 to 891 and encodes 234 amino acids. The record is from RefSeq and is a predicted model, not a curated record. The transcript is spliced from 8 exons.